Molecule: messenger RNA, 3555 nt
Organism: Hypoxylon trugodes
Lineage: Eukaryota; Fungi; Ascomycota; Sordariomycetes; Xylariales; Hypoxylaceae
Exons: 2
Coding region: 475-3129 (884 amino acids)
Biological process (GO): DNA-templated transcription; regulation of transcription by RNA polymerase II
Cellular component (GO): chromatin
Molecular function (GO): DNA-binding transcription factor activity, RNA polymerase II-specific; RNA polymerase II cis-regulatory region sequence-specific DNA binding; zinc ion binding
Source: RefSeq, a predicted model, not a curated record
GUCCGGGCCGUCCCGAGCUGAGUGAAAGAAAAAAGAAUGUCGCGCAGUUCUCGUUCUUUGUUCUUUUCCCCUAAUCAUAUUCCUCCGGCUACCUAUACCUGUACUUGCAUCUACCUAAAGCAGUUCCCCUACAUCUAUUGAGAAAGGACAACCGGGACCCCCAUCAACACUUUUAGACUAAUCGAAAAAGUUAAUCGGUUUAUUUUUAUUCGACUCCGCUUCGCCGGUUUCCUUUUCCCUUUCUUUUUAGUUUUUAGUGUUAUUGUCUAUCCAAGUCUGGAUUCUGGAUUGUCCCUUUUAAUUCACCACCCCUUAUUCGGGAUCGCGGGAACACGGCUCGGCGCGUAUGCAAGUCAUACCUUGAUUGAAUGUUCGCUUUCAAUGACCUCUGUUCCCUUUUUGUAUAUGCGUAUACGUAUUUGAUACGGUACAUUACUACUAUGGACUGAUUUGAACGAGCGAUGUCGCGGUUAAAUGGCGUCUCAGCAACAAUCACUAGGAGCAGGAGGAGUAAAUGGAGGGGCAAGUAAUGGAAAUGGUAGUAAUGGUGGUAGCGGUGUCGGUGUCGGUGUCGGUGGCGCUGCCGGUUCCUACAAACGCGCAAGUCGAAAAGGUGCGCCACGGAGAUUUACGUGCGAAUGGCCUGGUUGUGACAAGAUUUACUCAAGGGCUGAACAUCUUCAAAGGCAUCAAUUAAAUCAUGAUCCCAAGACCAUCUAUACUUGUGAUGUACCGGAUUGUAACCAGACGUUUGUGAGGCCCGACCUCUUAGCACGCCACAAAAAACGCCAUUCCGCCUCAUAUAUCCCGAGGAACCGGACAAGUAGCUUCAGUAUCCCUACCAAGGAGACGGCUCAAGAAAUUCCCGUGAUGCCUUCGCCAAGCAUCGCUACCAACGCCACUGGUCCUCCACGGUCAGCAACAUUUCCACAGCAGCCCGCGAGUGCGCCUCGUAACGCCGCUGUACUGUUGUCUUCUGAUUCCCCGGUUCAACCUCAACCUCCGCCGUUGCCACCUCCAAUGGCGACACAACAAAGCCCACUUGCGCAUACUGUGCCGUGGACAUCUUCCAUGGAUGGCGUUAAUAUCAUCCGCCAAAAGCCUAGCUUCUAUGGCCGUGAGCAGCCAUCUAUGCACGAACACUCCACCUUCGUACCUUACCACAAUGUCCCCGUCGCAGCUAAUACCGACGGAUUAGAGGUUCACGAGAACUUUAGUGUUUGGCUCUUUGACCCUCAACAUACCUACCGAGACUUCAGCUUCACGAGUAUUCCUUUCCUUGAAGGUGGUCUUGAGUCACCCUUCAAUAAUAACAUUCACUACGAUCACGAAUCUCUCACUAGUCGAUCUCAGCUUGACCUUACGCCUCCACGACAUCCCGAUAUGCCUGACGAGCUUAUUUCCGAGUAUCGUCGCCAAGAAGUCUUGCGAUACGUACAGUUAUUCCAUCAGAAACAGAAUAGAUUCGACUCGAAAUUGGCCAACCUUAUGCACGAUAAUGGCGAAGAUACACCCGGACUGAGCCUCGAAUUUUUACGAGACUGUAUGCGACACUACUGGGAUUUUGUAUCGCCAAGGUUGCCCAUCGUUCACCAACCGACGUUCUCUUCUGCUCAGUGCUCAAUCUUCCUUCUCAUGGUUAUGAUCGCAUUAGGUGCUGCUCAGAUUUACAGCCGCGAAGCUACAGGAGAGCUACUUGAGUACAAAGCAUUUGCCGACUUAAUCAUCUCGAAUGUCCGUUUUGAAAUUCUGACUGCUGAUGAAGCAUCCCCUCCCGUGGAUCUUUGGGUUGCUCAAGCCCUUCUAUUGCUGGAAUUUUACGAAAAGAUGUACUCAUCUAGGAACCUUCACGAGAGAGCGCAUGUCUACCACUCCGUAACACUGACCCUCCUUAGACGAGGCAGUCCCUUAAUUGGGGGCGCUGGGGCCGAAUCACCUUCCGACGAACAAAACGGAUCAGAGCAUCCAGCAACAUCAGAUGCAAGAACGUGGUGGGUAAAAUGGGCCAGGACGGAAUCAAUGCACAGAGUUGUCUUUGCAGCAUUUAUGAUGGAUAUUAUUCAUGCCGCAAUGUUUGGACACGCAGCCGAUAUGGCCCCUCACGAAGUUCGACUACCUCUACCAUGCGACGAAUCUUUAUGGUCCGCUUCGAGUCCUGAGAUAGUUCGGCAUCACGAUUCGAAUUUCAGAUUAUACGGAGUUAAGCCUGUUUCAUUUUUGGAUGGACUAAAACGUGCUAUCCAUGGGCAAGAGGUACAAACACAUGCAUUCGGGCGCAUGAUCAUCAUGUGUGGACUUUUAAGUGUUGGAUGGCAUUUGAGGCAUCGAGAUACACAUCUGAAAUGGCUGGAGCUGGGAACCAACUCGUCUGAUACUCGAGAUAAAUGGUGCAAUAUGCUACUAAAAGCAUUUGACGACUGGAAGACCAGCUUUGACUCAGCAAUCGGUUCAAGCGAUGCAGACACAGAUGGAUCUGGACCACAAUCACAUUCUAAUGGUCUCAUUCAGAGUGCAUCUGUGCUAUACCACCUCGCUCAUAUUAGCCUGUACAUUGAUAUUGUCGACUGUCAAGUCUACUCAGGAGCGAAACGAUUACUUGGUCGCAAGGUUUCUACACGCGAUUAUACCAAUGUGGUAACACGAAUGUCUCUAUGGUCAACUCAACUUACUACACGACAUGCAAUUCUUCACGCCUUCAGACUCCUUGACCGUAUACUAGUAGACCCUCGACAAAAGAAAAGCAAUGGCUAUACGAAUAACGUCAUUGACACGUAUGGGUUACAAUAUUCAUGCCGGCGAGAUCCCGAUCCUCAUCGGCCAUGGAUUAUGUACUACGCCACUUUGAGUAUUUGGUCCUUUGUACGCGCACUUACUCAAUCAAGAGAUCAAACCAAUACACUUCGGCCAUUACCGCAACAGAUACAGCGCAGCACAACCGGAUUCUUCGAUUACCUUUCCAGAGUCACGAAAUUAUCGGAGCUUGACGUUACUGCAAAUCUUCAAGACGGAUUACCAAACUUACUGGAUGCUAUUGGCGCCCUUACAUCUGAAUCACCUUCUGAAUUACUCAAGGAAGCAUGUACUCGUUUAGAUAUGUGUAAACAUAUGCUGUAUCAUGGCGAGGCUUGAGCGCGGGACUUCCCCGGCUUUGCUUUUUGUCUGACAUGCAUCAUGCAUUAUAAUGAACACGGGAUGAGAUGCAUUUAUGAAUUAAUUGUGAUAUAGGGGGGAUGGGAAUUAUUCAUUAUGGCCGUGUAUUACCGGCCUUUGUCACUUGCAGUGUUGUCUAGAAGGUUAAUUUCGAGGAGUUGGAAAUAGGCUAGCUCAGCUACGAGGAAUACAUGUCAGGGCGGCUUUCUUAGCAUGAUACCAAUUCUCUUCGGAGAAUAUGAAUUAUUUCGACAUCCCGAUCCGUUGAUCUGCACCGGGUGAAUGAGACCAUUGAAGUUGUACAAACAUGCAGCCAUAUAUAAUCACAUAGAGAAGGACAGGGUACAUUUAAUAGAUAUCUAGCGAUUAUAAGACUAACAAUAAUGAGAUUGAGUUCUUAUCUGA